Molecule: messenger RNA, 1530 nt
Organism: Cyprinodon variegatus (sheepshead minnow)
Lineage: Eukaryota; Metazoa; Chordata; Actinopteri; Cyprinodontiformes; Cyprinodontidae
Gene: chmp3
Product: charged multivesicular body protein 3
Exons: 6
Coding region: 92-757 (221 amino acids)
Biological process (GO): late endosome to vacuole transport; protein transport; endosome transport via multivesicular body sorting pathway
Cellular component (GO): multivesicular body; ESCRT III complex
Source: RefSeq, a predicted model, not a curated record
AGCCCUGGAAACCAGGAAGUGAGCGUAGAAGAGCUCGCCCAUCUAGCAAUUUUCAGCUAUAGCUUAGUUUGGUUUAAAGCCAGCAGACAACAUGGGUCUAUUUGGCAGGACUCCGGAUAAACCCCCCAAAGAGCUUAUCAAUGAGUGGUCUCAAAAAAUUAGGAAGGAGAUGCGAGUGAUUGACAGACAAAUCCGAGACAUCCAGAGAGAAGAGGAAAAAGUGAAACGAUCCAUCAAAGAUGCUGCCAAAAAGGGACAGAAAGAUGUUUGUGUGAUCCUCGCAAAGGAGAUGAUUCAGUCGAAACGGGCCGUCACAAAACUAUAUGCAUCCAAAGCUCAGAUGAACUCUGUACUCUUGAGCAUGAAGAAUCAACUGGCUGUGGUUCGUGUUGCUGGCGCCUUGCAGAAGAGCACAGACGUCAUGAAAGCCAUGCAGAAUCUAGUGAAAAUCCCAGAGAUCCAGGCCACAAUGCGGGAGCUGUCAAAAGAGAUGAUGAAGGCUGGAAUCAUUGAGGAAAUGCUGGAGGACACAUUUGAGAGCAUGGAAGAUGGAGAAGAGAUGGAGGAAGCAGCAGAGGAAGAGGUUGACAAGAUCCUCUUUGAGAUUACAGCAGGGGCUCUUGGUAAAGCUCCAAGCAAAGUCACAGAUGCCCUUCCAGAUCUUCAGCCGGCUGGAGCGACUGCUGCUUCAGACGAAGAGUCGGAGGAGGAGGACAUUGAAGCCAUGCAGUCCAGACUGGCAGCUCUGAGGAGCUAAAGUACUGCAGGUGUUGGAGUCAGUUUGCACGGGGACAGAAACAGUGCUGAGCAUCCUCCGCUCCAUGCUCUGGUUUUACAUUUUCAUCUGGGUUAACAUUGUGCUACAGCAGUUAAGGUGCUGUUGUUUAUUUUUAUCCGACCUAGUAAAAGGGUGGUGUUUUCUGUUAUCUGCAGUGACUUUAGCGACGUCUUUAUUCUCCAAAGUCAAUCAGAAGGUUUAUGGAGGUGUAUAUAAUGUAAGUAUGAACAGCCUUCUGUGCCUAAAAGGGUUAUUCUCUCUCGUUCUGUCCUACGUGAAUUUUAUGAUCCAAAGUGACCAGCCGAGGACAAAUUGUGUCACAGAGUGUAGCGUCAUCAUCCUCAACGGCAGUUUUUAAUCUCUUUGGAAACUUUAUGGAAGCAACAUCUGUUCAGUUUAUCAAGAAUUAAUCGGUCUACAGUAUCUGAAACACUAGAGGUGAUGGGCAGAUAUUUGGUUUGUUAACUUUCUGUAUAUUCAUAAUUAUAUAUAUGUUCUUUAUGUGGUCAUAAGUGUUGAGUAUGCUCACAAUAAAAUACUAGUUCUACCAAUGUUUUGCAAUAAGCUUUAGCUUGUUUGGCGCUAUGACUUAAAGUCACGGUUUGAUUUUUUUUUUUUUUUUUUCUUCCAAAAGAAGAGUAUGUAGAAAGAAUACAUGGUUACUGCGGAACUUAUGUAUUGUUAAGUAUUGUGUGUAUAAUUUUUCUAUGUGGAUGGCCGAAGAAUAAAUAACCAAUAAACUUUUAAGGAAG